Rhopalosiphum maidis (corn leaf aphid) is the source of this 1471-nucleotide messenger RNA. Its product is annotated as ubiquitin-conjugating enzyme E2 N. The transcript is spliced from 2 exons. The record is from RefSeq and is a predicted model, not a curated record. NCBI's taxonomy places the organism in Eukaryota, Metazoa, Arthropoda, Insecta, Hemiptera, Aphididae. The coding region runs from base 478 to 933 and encodes 151 amino acids.
CGACGCGGUAUUAAACAUUAAACAUUCGUAUGCGAGAUGUACGUCGUGGUAUCCCAUCAACCCCGCCGACAUGUUUUCAUUUCGUGAUAAUAAUAUUCUCUAGCUGUUGUAUACUGAAUAGUGAAUUGUGAUUAUUCGUGAAUAAUAGCAACCAGCAGUAUAGACGUAUAGUCGACUAUAGUGCAUUAGUGCAGUUACUGCAGUCGUAGUCGUCUAUAACACCAACCAACACACGCGACUUUAUUGAUGAUAAUAAUUUAAAAAUACUAUUAUACAACAAACACACGUCACACACACACGCGCGCAUCGCAACCGGUAAGGAAAGAAAAUAAUAGUACAUUAUUACAUACGGAACUACAGAAGGUUGUGCCACCAGUGUACAGCUACAACAAAUCGACGCCGCCGAUUCCACAUUUUGUACGGUUACAGUACGGUAUACAUACUCGAUCAUCACUCCUAUUUUAGCGCAAUUUUAUUAUGUCUGUGUUACCGCGGAGAAUACUCAAGGAGACGCAACGUCUGAUGCAGGAACCUGUGCCCGGCAUAAGUGCCAAGCCGGACGAAGGCAAUGCUAGGUAUUUUCACGUCAAAGUCACGGGACCGGAAGACUCUCCGUUUGAAGGGGGACUAUUUAAGUUGGAACUAUUUUUGCCCGAAGACUAUCCAAUGUCAGCGCCAAAGGUCCGUUUCAUCACUAAAAUUUACCAUCCAAAUAUUGACAGACUUGGAAGAAUAUGUUUGGACAUACUUAAGGACAAAUGGUCACCAGCAUUGCAGAUACGUACCGUUCUUUUGUCUAUACAAGCGUUGUUGAGCGCACCAAAUCCAGACGAUCCAUUAGCAAACGACGUAGCUGAACUAUGGAAAGUUAAUGAAAUCGAAGCCAUACGUAAUGCUAAGGAAUGGACACGCAUGUAUGCCACAGAAAACUAAACAGUACGCUUUAAGUGAGGAGUAUAAUAAUAAAGUUAAAAGUUAAUAAUUAUAAUAAUAUAAAAUACUCUGAAUGAAAACCAUUCUAAAUCGAGCAAUAUACUAUACAUUUUUUUUCCAACAGUUGUCUUUUAACUAAUGGAAAUUUAUUAAGAAUUAUAGAAAAUGGUAAUGAUGGAAUAUAAUUGUUAACAUAUUGUUGUUCCCUCAAAUUGUAUUAUUAUGCCUUUGAUAUGUAAUUACAAUGAUAACUUAAAAGGGUAGGAAGUUUUACUAGCCUAUUCUACUGAAUGAAAUAUAGAACUGUUAAGUCAUCAGUGAAUACUAGUAAUAUACUUAUAUAUAUAAUAUAUAUGUAAAACAUGUAUUUUCAUUUUAAUGUUGUAAUGCUUUUCAUCAGUUAUAUCUUAAUUUAAACUUGUUCAUAAUCUUUUACUAUUCAAUUUUUUUUUAUGAUUAUUAUUAUUAUUAUUAUUAUUAUUAUUAUAUUGCUGAGAUUCAUCAUUCUUGUGUGAAUAAAACAUUUAUUUAAGACUUA